AUGGACAACAUCGAUUCUACGGCAGGCAUGGCUGAACCACAGGACAGCUUUGAUAUUGAUAUGGAGAUGGAUGUGGAUGAGGAGACGCUCACCUAUGAUGAGCAGGCCGCGCUCAACAAUGCGCAGGCUCAGCAGGCUGAUCCAGCAGCGCAAGAAGUGCUCGGGAGUGUGCAGAGCAGGAUCGACAACUACUAUAAUACGAACGCUGGAGAUGCACAAGCUGACCCGAACGAAAUACGCAAGGAAGCCAUCCACUUGAGAGGUGUCGAUGAACUUUCCACUGAUGCAAUCACGGAUUGGGCAAACGGGAAUGCUCCCUUGGCGCCGCUUAAGAAAGUCGAAUGGGUGAACGACAGCUCUUGUAACCUCAUCUACCUCGAUGGACAAACCGCCGCCGCUGCACUGGCUGCUUUCACCGUGCAGGCUGCCCAGACACCAGCAGACCCUACCGUGCUCCGUGACGUGAAAGACAAUGAGAAGGACGGAAAAAUCACGAAGCUGCAAGCGCGUAUUGCUCGGGUCGGUGACAAGAAGGUACCGAAAGCGAGGGAGCAAAGUCGGUACUACCUCUUCAACCCACCAAAGGAAGAGUUGGACCGCGACAGGAACGGGGAAAGACGUCCGAGAGGUGGUCACAGGGAGAAUAGUUACAGAAGAAGGGAUUACAGCCGUGAUAGACGGUAUUCCAAAUCUCGGUCAGGGAGCAGGGGAGAGUACAGGCGCCGGGGUCGUUCGAGGUCACGUUCACCGGACGCUUAUGCCAGGACAUACAGCCGGUCACGGAGCCCAGGAAGGAGGUAUGGGCGGGAUAGAUCCAGGAGGCGCGGUGCUGAUGACGACCUCUUCCCGGAGAAGGCUGCAAGACGCGAUGAUGGUGACCUCUUCCCCAGCAAAGUCCGCGCAGCGGCCGGUGGUAACGACGAUUUGUUCCCCGCAAAGGUCUCUGUUUCAGCGCAUUCGCGUGGACGUGGAGGUGACUUGUUCCCUGAGAAGGUUACCAGCGGUCGCUUAGCAUCCGACUCCCUCCUUCAGAGCGGACGCGGCACAACUCUUGCUGACCGUCUUGCACCCUCUGGCCGCUCCCUGGCUGACCGUUUGGGCCCUUCGACAAGUAGCUUAGCGGACAGGCUGGGACCCGCAAACGAUGCUGGAAGACUGACCAGGUCUGAGGGCGAUGAUCUCUUUCCGGAGAAAGUGGUCGGAAAGCAAGGUGGCAGAAUGAUAGGCUCGGACGGUGCCGCACCUUCUGGUGGCAGGAGACAGAAUAGGAGGAGGGCUGAGGAUAUGAUGUAA
Messenger RNA from Saitoella complicata NRRL Y-17804, 1293 nucleotides. RefSeq lists its product as uncharacterized. Gene Ontology annotation, molecular function: RNA 7-methylguanosine cap binding; mRNA binding. The record is from RefSeq and is a predicted model, not a curated record. Bases 1 to 1293 code for a protein of 430 amino acids. NCBI's taxonomy places the organism in Eukaryota, Fungi, Ascomycota, Saitoellomycetes, Saitoellales, Saitoellaceae. Gene Ontology annotation, cellular component: nucleus; cytosol. The transcript has 2 exons.